UUAUAAAUCAACUGAUCGAUAUAAAAAAAACUAAAAUCCGGAUGUAAAUACAAACACCGCCUGCUGCUUCCUGUGACGUAGCGCUAGCUCCUGAUGCUACACGCGGGAAACAGAGGCUCAUCUCAGUGAUUAGCAUCAGUCAUCGCCUGCAGCCAACAUGGGGGACACGCUAGAAUUUAACGACAUCUACCAGGAGGUCAAAGGCUCCUGGAAUGACGGGCGGCUGCGUUUCAGCAAGCAGAACGUGGUUUACAAGAGCAACAAGACCGGGAAGGUGGACAGCAUCCCAGCCGGAGAGCUCAACCUGGCCCAGUGGAGACGGGUGUGUUUGGGCCACGGCAUCAAGCUGGGCACCAGCACGGGCCACGUCUACAAAUACGACGGCUUCAGGGACACGGACUUUGAGAAGAUAUCCGAGUUUUUCAAGGGCAACUACAAGGUGGAGCUGUCCGAGAAGGACAUGUCUGUGAAAGGCUGGAACUGGGGGACGGCCAAGUUCUCAGGACCCCUGCUGUCGUUCGACGUCAACGACACCACGGCGUUCGAGAUCCCCCUGUCCAACGUGUCGCAGUGCGCCACGGGGAAGAACGAAGUCACGCUGGAGUUUCACCAGAACGACGACACAGAGGUUUCCCUCAUGGAGGUCCGCUUCUACGUCCCGCCCAGCCAGACCGAUGAACGACAGGACCCCGUGGAGGCGUUUGCCCAGAACGUUUUGUCUAAGGCUGACGUGAUCCAGGCCACAGGAGACGCUGUUUGUAUCUUCAAGGAGCUUCAGUGUCUCACGCCCAGAGGAAGAUACGACAUUCGGAUCUAUCCGACUUUCCUCCACUUGCACGGCAAGACGUUUGACUACAAGAUCCCCUACACCACCGUCCUCCGCCUCUUCCUGCUGCCGCACAAGGACCAGAGGCAGAUGUUCUUUGUGAUCAGUCUGGAUCCUCCCAUCAAGCAGGGCCAGACGCGUUACCACUUCCUCAUUCUGCUUUUUUCUAAAGAAGAGGAUAUCAACCUCACCCUCAACAUGAGCGAGGAGGACGUGGAGAAACGUUUCGAGGGCAAACUCAGUAAAAACAUGUCGGGCUCUCUGUACGAGAUGGUCAGCAGGGUGAUGAAGGCCCUGGUCAACCGUAAAAUCACCGUGCCGGGCAACUUCCAGGGCCACUCCGGCGCCCAGUGCAUCACCUGCUCCUACAAGGCGUCGUCGGGCCUCCUCUAUCCUCUGGAGAGGGGCUUCAUCUACGUCCACAAGCCGCCCGUUCACCUGCGCUUCGAGGAGAUCUCCUGCGUGAACUUCGCCAGAGGCACCACCACCACGCGGUCCUUUGACUUCGAGAUCGAGACCAAGCAAGGAAACCAGUACACGUUCAGCAGCAUCGAGAGGGAGGAGUAUGGCAAACUGUUUGACUUUGUCAACGCCAAGAAGCUCAACAUCAAGAACAGAGGUUUCAAAGAGAAGAAGGGCAUGAAGGGCAACAUCGACGAGUACAGCGACUCUGACGAAGACAAGCACGACGCCUACCUGGAGAGGAUGAAGGCCGAGGGAAAGAUCAGGCAGGAGGGCAACGACAGCGACGACUCGGACGGCAGCGGGAGCGACGAGUCUUUUAACCCCGGGGAGGAAGACGAGGAAAUCGCAGAAGAGUACGACAGCAACGCCUCCGCCAGCGACAGCAGCGAGGAAGGCGACGACAGCGAAGACGAGAGCGCGAAGAAGAAGAAAGUCAAGAAGACUAAAGUCGUGAAGGAAAAGAAAGAAAGGAAGCCACGCAAAGAGAAGAAGCAGAAGGACAGCGGCGGGCCCAAAAGGCCGAUGAGCGCCUACAUGCUGUGGCUGAACUCCAGCCGGGAGCGCAUCAAGGCCGAGAACCCCGGCAUCUCCAUCACAGAGAUCUCCAAGAAGGCCGGAGAGAUGUGGAGACAGCUGAACAAAGACGAGAAGGAGGAAUGGGAAAUAAAGGCAGGGGAGGCAAAGAGGCAAUAUGACAAACUAAAGAAGGAGUACAACGAGAGCGGAGGAGGAGCAGCCUCCAGUCCCAGGAAAGAGAAGAAAAAAUCGGGUGGGAAAAAGGACGAGGAGAAGAAGAGGAAGUCCAGCGGCGGCGGCGAGAAGGAAAAGGAGCGGGGAGCCAACGACAGCUUCAAGAGCCGAGAGUUCAUCGAGACCAGCGAGGACAGCUCCUCCGACUCCGACCACAAGAGCAAGUCCAAGAAGAAGAAGAAGAAGGAAUCUGAGGAGGAAGAAGAGGAGGAAGCUGUUUCCACUCCUGCCAGCUCAGAGGAAGAGUCUGACUGAAGAGAUCAUGCACACAAACCAAGGACCAACCGUUUUUACGCCGCCGAUUCAAGACCAACCAACAAACCUGAGUCGUACCUUUCUCUUCAACACGUUUAAUUUCGAAAAGUACAGUCGCGUAUCUUGUGACUACGUCUGGAAACUCGUCUGCGGUGACAUCUGAGCGAGACUCCUGCUGACAGCUCACUGAAACGAUGGGGUCUCCCAUCCAAGCCAUGAGAAAGGUUCUUGGUUGCUUAGCACUGGGGAUAGGAGGAGUUAGUUUGUCGAUGCAAAGGGGGAUUGAUUUUUAUUCCUCUUAUGUAGUACUCUUUAAAAAAAAAAAAAAAA
Molecule: messenger RNA, 2626 nt
Organism: Fundulus heteroclitus (mummichog)
Lineage: Eukaryota; Metazoa; Chordata; Actinopteri; Cyprinodontiformes; Fundulidae
Product: FACT complex subunit SSRP1
Exons: 19
Coding region: 158-2296 (712 amino acids)
Cellular component (GO): FACT complex; nucleus
Molecular function (GO): histone binding; DNA binding; nucleosome binding
Source: RefSeq, a predicted model, not a curated record